UCAAACUGUCGCGUUAUUUAAACACUCGCUGAUUAUAACUUGUACCGAUUAGAUCGUUUUUUUUCGAGUCUUCUCAGAGAGAUACUUAUGAUAUCGUGUCGAUUCAAUUUUGGUGUCUGAGCUUAGUUUGGAUCAUAUAAAACUGCAGCGUUAUCGACCAUGAGGACGUCUGAUUUGGCCUUAUUGCUGUUGUUGUUGCUGUGCUUCGUGACAGAAGAGCGCGUGCUGUCGAGGAUCGUUACUCCCGAUCAGCUUAUGGUGGAGUCCCGGGAUAAUGGUGUUAACGAUAAACCAGUUUGUACGCCUGGUAACUGCACGAAAUGCUGGGUUUACGAAACCAUUCAAGUGUGCCUAAUCGCUUCCAUCACCACGGUUGAUGUCAUUCACAUCGCCCUGGUGGCGCCCGUAGCGAGCGGCGACUGGAUAAUUGUACAGGGUGACGUCACAGCCGCCUCCCACGUCCCUCUUUGUGUAACGGACGUUCCUGGUGCAGACUUCGAGAAGGUCUGUUUGAUCCCUUACAACGUUGACAUGGACAGCUUCGCGUUUUGCCUGAACAUCACCCUAACGCAACACAAUAUAACGUUUUUGUAUGACAACACAUGUUACAAGAUACCACCUAACCCUACACACAUUGAAGGAUAUAACAAGAACGGUGGCGCCUUGGAGUUCGACGCAGAAAACGUAGACGCCACUGAGGAGGAGAAUUACGGAGAGUACGACGUCGAAACUGAGGGCGAUGACGUAAAUGAGUUCGAUGACGCAACAUCCGUCGCUGACGCCAUCAGUGACGACAAGAAAAUGGAUGACGAGACAUUACGAUUCGGGACACGUUAACAAUAUCAAUUAGGCCUACUUUACUUUACAAGUUAUUGUACUUCUUGCACUUAGAAUUGUAAUUAUAGCUCUUCAUUACUGUAAAGUAUUGGUUACGUUUUGUCAAUUUACAACUAUUUUAAACCUCGCCUUGCAUUAAUGCAAAUUAUGCGCUCUGCAUUAUGUGGUAUGCAUAUAAAGUGUGCAUGAUCAAGUUACUUUAUGGGGUUCACAAACGGAUGUUAAUUGAUUCAAACACACCGGUAAGUGGUGCUUAUUUCAAAUAAUGUUAAAACAUUAUUUUUUCUGAAAAGUUUCAACUAGUGCAUAAAAUACAGUUUUUAUUCGGCGUAUGGCAAUGUAGAAAACAUCGGAAUAAAUUUGUUUUAUAAGACGGUGUUCUUGGCCAAAAAUUCGAUGUGUAAUGAAUUCCUAUACCCAGUUGUGCUGCUUGCAACGUGAUAUGUUGACACCAAUUUCAGACGUAUUCAAUGGUGUAUUCUAAAAUGCAAACGUAUUUCAAUCAUUUGCGAUAUUUGCAAAAAUUAAGUUCUUUACUGUGUUUUUUUUUCAUUCUGUCCAGCCCGUGUGUAAACCCCAUGUGAACCAGCCCGUGUGUAAACCCCAUGUGAACCAGCCCGUGUGUAAACCCCAUGUGAACCAGCCCAUGUGUAAACCCCAUGUGAACCACGUUGAUCCUGCACCCUGGUAUACAUUGUAUAUAUAAACACACGUACCACAUGGUGGUAAGAUCGAAAUGCCUCUGUCUGUCAAAGCUUGAUUUUUAAACAAAAUAUACUAUUAUUAUACCACAUUUUGCCUCCAGUUGUUGUUUAACAUAAUAAGUGACUUUUGUAUGCAGUACCUACCAUUACGAGUCGACGAAACGUUUGCAGUCGAGUUGUUAUUGUGUUAAUUAUCAACACGCGAUCAGCAAUUAAAGAUAAAAUCCACCAACAGCGGCCCUAUUAAAAGCUAUUUCAGAUCCUCUUGGAGUUCCUGGAUCGCUUUACGAAAACAGGUGUGUGAUCCGUCAAUGGCGUUUGACGUUUGUGUUCGCUCGUUUCUAAUUGAAAAUAAAAACAACGAGAAAACAUGUCCUCAAUAUCUAUCUUGCAACAAUUUCAUUCCGAUUUUAAAUGUUGACUGCGUCCUACAACUCACAUUUAGUACGAAAUUGUGUAUAUGAUAUUUAAAGCGUGAAUGAUUGAUUACAGUUUCACGGACAUUUUUUAAAAUACAAUACUUUUUUGCGCGUUUUUGCGCGUUCACAAUGUAUAUAAGAAAAUGAUAAUAACGAUAAUGAGUGUAUAUGUAUUACAGCUAAAUUUCCAAACUGCACAUUAGUCCCCGCCUUCCCGUGUUUUUUUUCAAUUCAUGGUUAUGAAUGUAUUAGUAUACACAAUGUAACUUCAAAAUAAUAUCACACAUGUUACUGAAUCGUUUACUGCUUAUGUUGUUCUUCUUGUUAUGUUGCCAUGUAUUUCUUUUUCAAAUAUAUUGUUUUGGCAUUUUAUAUAUCGUCAUAUUUCUCCAUUUUAGCUCAUAAUCAUCUACCAUAGUAACGAUAAUAAACGAGUGUUGUCA
Messenger RNA from Dreissena polymorpha, 2403 nucleotides. RefSeq lists its product as uncharacterized. Bases 160 to 837 code for a protein of 225 amino acids. Lineage: Eukaryota; Metazoa; Mollusca; Bivalvia; Myida; Dreissenidae. The record is from RefSeq and is a predicted model, not a curated record. The transcript has 6 exons.